This is a messenger RNA of Syngnathoides biaculeatus (alligator pipefish), 1982 nucleotides long. RefSeq names its product general transcription factor II-I repeat domain-containing protein 2B-like. Bases 683 to 1285 code for a protein of 200 amino acids. The record is from RefSeq and is a predicted model, not a curated record. Lineage: Eukaryota; Metazoa; Chordata; Actinopteri; Syngnathiformes; Syngnathidae. The transcript has 2 exons.
UGAGCAAAGUUCUUUCAGAGAUGGGAAUUGAAAUUCCUUCUAACAAGGGAAUCUGCCACCAGUUCCCAGCAGACCCUCACAAUACGUUUGGGCCUGCCACGUUGGACUGACAUUUCCCCCCACCAUCGGAGCCAACUCACCACCAGGUAGUGAUCAGUUGACAGCUCCGCCCCUCUCUUCACCCGAGUGUCCAAAACAUGCGGUCGCAAGUCCGAUGACACGACCACAAAGUCGAUCAUCGAACUGCGACCUAGAGUGUUCUGGUGCCAGGUGGACAUGUGAACACCCUUAUGCCUGAAAAUUGUGUUUGUUAUGGACAAUCCAUGAUGAGCACAGAGGUCUAGUAACAGAAUACCACUUGAGGUCUGAUCGGCAGGGCCGUUUUUCCAAUCACGUCCUUCCAGGCCUCACUCAUUGUCCACGUAGGCCAGACAUGUCCAAAGUCCGGCCCCCGGGCCAAUUGCGGCCCGUGGACCAAUUUUUACCGGCCCGCGGCCUCUAUCAUGAAAUCAAUAAUAUGCGGCCCGCCAGCACUGUUGACCACAGUAUAAAAUACAUGUGUACAAAAAGCUAUUUUUCAUAUUUUUCAUUUCACCAGAAGAUGGCAGUAGCCCUGUGGCUGCACUCUGGCCGCCGUGACCCUUGACCUUGCGUGAUCGUUUCAGCCCAGCCCAUUUCUAACAUGGCGUCUGUAAGCAAAAAAAGGAAAGUUGACCGCGAGGGCCGCCGCUUCCAGGACAAGUGGAAAUUUGAGUAUUUUUUCACUGAAAUACUAAACAACUGUGUCUGCCUAAUUUGCCAAGAGACUGUGGCUGUUUUCAAGGAAUUCAACAUCAAGAGGCACUACCAGACGAAACAUGCUAGCUACGACAAGCUAACUGGGAACAAACGCGGUGAAAAAGUGAAGCAACUGGAAGCUGUUUUAACGGCACAGCAAAGCUUUUUCACAAGAGUCCACCACCUGCAACUGGAGCUCAUUGAGCUGCAGUGUGACGCCGAGCAUCGCAGUCGGCACCAACAGCUCCCUCUUGUCAACUUCUACCGCCAGCUGGAUGAAGGCAGGUUCCAAGCAAUUCGGACAUUUGCUAAGAAAAUGCUGAGCUUGUUUGGCUCCACAUACAUGUGCGAGAAGACAUUCUCCGUUAUGAAUAUUAACAAGAGCCGCAUGAGGACGAGACUGAGUGACUCUCACCUGCGUGACGUCUUGCGCAUCAAAACCACUGCUCUUGAGCCAGACAUGGACUACAUACUGCAGUCAAGAUCCCAGUAUCACCCUUCACAUUAGUGCAGGCAAGACCUUUGUUAAGUCCUCUGAGUUGAAUAAAUUCUUAAAUCUCAGUUAAUUAAAUUUUUUGUGAUGGUCAAAAUCACAGUUUGAAUAUGCAGUGAUCAUUGUUUUGUUUUCAGCACUUUUCCUACAGUGAGCAUAUAAUAGUGAAUAAUAUGUAAUGUUUCACAUGAACUUAGAUAUCCUUUAUAGUUUUCUUAAUUUUUUGUGGUUUGUGAUUUCGGUAAAAACCUAAAUGUAAAAAAAAAUGUAAAAGUAAAAGUAUGCCAUUUGUAAUUAAAUUGAAAAAAAUCCCAAAAAGUUAAUUUGUAUUUAAUGUUAAUGGUUCAAAGAAUGUCAGGCUAAAUAGUCGGCCCCCACACAUUUUCACCUUACCAAAUCUGGCCCUCUUUGCAAAAAGUUUGGACACCUCUGACGUAGGCAUUGUAGUCCCCCAGCAGAAUGAUGGAGUGACCACAGGGGGCGCUCUCCAGCUCUCGCUCUAAGGACUCCAAAAAGGGUGGGUACUCUCCACUGCUGUUCAGUGAAUAAGCACAAACAACAGGCAGGACCCGUCCCCCUACCUGCAGGCGGAGGGAGGCUACCCUGUCAUCCACCGGGAUAAACCCACACUUCCUCCGUGUCUCUCCCCAUGGGAAACUCCAGAGUGGAACAGAGUCUAACCCCUCUCAAGAGAAGUGGUGCCAGAGCCCAA